Molecule: messenger RNA, 240 nt
Organism: Caenorhabditis elegans
Lineage: Eukaryota; Metazoa; Nematoda; Chromadorea; Rhabditida; Rhabditidae
Gene: nspb-7
Product: Nematode Specific Peptide family, group B
Exons: 2
Coding region: 1-240 (79 amino acids)
Source: RefSeq, marked reviewed
AUGUUCGCUAAGUGCUUUGCCGCCGUUCUCCUCUGCGCCACGAUCAUGGGAUCUCAUCAACAAGUGGUUGUACCAGCCUACUCUGCAGCCUACUACCCAUCAGCAUAUGCUUAUCCAUCAGUAUAUUCUCCAUAUGUUUCUGCCUAUCCAUCAGUCUGGGCUUGGGGAUCCAACAAGAACAAGGAUGAUGCUCCACGUGCAUUCUCUAGACCAUCUCUCAUCAACAAGCCAAGUGCUUGA